GCAGACAGAGACAUCCACGAUGCUACGCCAAAGCAGUCGCUUGACUCGGCAGAUUCCGCAGUGUCUACCCAGCAGGCUGGGCCGCGGCAACACGCGACUGGUGUCAUGCAGGCCCCGGUUUUCCACUCAGGCAGCUCGACGACAAGCUGGUACUCGCCAUUAUGAGCCUCAAGACUCCCUGCUCAAGAAAAUGGGCGAAAGUGCCGCCACCACAUUCGCCUCCAUCGUCGUUCUCGCCCUCGGAUUCGCCGGUGCUGGGUACAUCUACCACAAGAGCUACAAGAUGCUCGUCCUCAAGAAAAUGACCCGCGCCUUUGAACCAGGCGACCCUGUCCUGGACUUGGCAACAACCGCCAAAGAAGUGCCUCGAACAAUUGCUCCUGAGGACGAGCAUUGGGUCCAACGCCCGGAGCAGGCGCACGUGGACAGAAUCGUUGACGGGAGGGAAUCUGGCCAUUACUAUCUCUUCAUGGGAGAGAAGGGCACGGGGAAAAGCAGCAUGCUGAUCGAGGCUAUGCGCAAGACUGAUGGCGACGGCGUGGCCAUGUUUGAAGCCCACGCCGACACCGAAAUCGUAAGGAUACGCCUCGGCAAGGCGCUCGACUACGAGUUUCAUGAGGACUACAUUGGAGGCUACUUCAGUGAACGAGGUCCGCGAGAAACCACUGCUCUGCUGGACAUUGAACGUGCCCUGAACAAGCUGGAAAAGGUCGCGAUGAAGCUUGCGCAAACAAGGCGGAAGCCCCUCGUCCUUAUCGUGAACCAGCUACAUCUCCUAAGGAACAACGAUGAAGGCAGGGAUCUGCUUGAGCUUUUGCAGCAGCGCGCAGAACAAUGGGCGGCGGCCAACCUCGUCACCAUGGUAUUCAACACCGACGACUACUGGGUCUACGAGCGGCUGAAGCUCCUGGCCACGCGCAUGGAGGUGCUUGCUGUCACGGAUUUGCCCAAGUCACAGGCGAUCAACGCCCUGAGGAAGUAUCGCCAGCGCUAUUUCCACGAGAUUCCUAACCACAAGGAGCUCGAGGAUGUAUACGAUCGGAUUGGUGGCCGCUUGAGCUUUCUGAACCGCGUGGCAAAAAGUCGGGAUAUGAUUCGCACGUGCGAUCAGAUCAAGGACACUGAGAAGAAGUGGUUUCUCAACCAGUGCUGGAUCCUUGGCUCAGAGAUGGAUGACGACGUGAUGGAUCAGCAGAAGUGGGCGGCGGCUGCCAUGACUCUCGCUCUCGCUCUCGUUGACAAAGAAGCAGAGGCGCCCGACUCGUACGACCCAGUUGUCGGUCACCUGCUGCCAACGUUCCCCUUCCAUAUUGCUCAGGAGAUCAUGACCCGAGCCGACUUCAUCCGCGAUCUCGACAGUCUCAACCUCUUCACCGUCACCAGCCAGGCGGAUGUUCGUGCCAGCAGCGUCCCGAUGCAUCUCGCUUUCAAGGAGAUAUGCGCCGAGCCUCGGUUCCGCAAGCACUUGGAAGACACGAUUCAGCGAAUUUCUGAUAUCGAGAGCUUGGGUCGUACCAGAGAGCUUGUUGCCAAGGAUCUGGUCCUUGGUGGCCAAUAUGACAUUGAGACGAGCCGCAAGGGCAUCACACCACUCCCUCGAAAAACCAACGAGUCCCAUAAUAUUUUCCACGCUCAGGCCAGCCAAGCAACGGCACCGCGAGGCUUCGAUUCCUCAUCUCUCGCCUCUGCCCUGAUGUCUGCCAACUCCAAAUGGCCCGACUUCCAGCUUGCUUCAAAAUUGCGACACUUCCUGGGUUCUAGCGCGCCUGAAUCGACUCCCUCAGAACCGACAACCUCACAGGCCAAGCACGAGGAACCGCAAGCUUCCCAGGAACACGACGACGAGCGCAAGGGCGAAGUUCGCACCGAAACAAUGGCUGAGCUCGACAACGAUCCAAUCGAGGAGAUGGAAGAUGUGGGCGAUUAUGUGGAUGAGGGCGAUGCUGCUGACGUCGACGUCGAUUUUGGCGAUCUCGAAAUGUUUGAUAGCGCGUCACAGCUCCCGUAUUCAUCACAGGCGCCUCAGAACGUAAAAUUCGACGAGCCUGAGUUUCCGACAUUCACCGAGAGCGCGCCAAACGACAAGAACACCAAGAAGAAGAGCAAGGAUGGCCGCCGCGCGUCGGAUUUCGUUGUCGACGACGAGGCCGCCACUGCUGAGGACGACAGACAAGCAUCUGAUGCCGUCGAGCAUCCCACCUCAGAGAUGGAUGCACUGGACUUGACACCCGCUCAGGCAGCCGACAAGAAAAAGAAGAAGCGCAAGCAGUCCGACUCUGUGGACGGCAAGCGACACAAGAAGAGAAAGGGGAUCGAAGAUGGCGACUCAGCAGUCAUCGAGCAGACGCAAGACGAAACCGCCGAAAGCGCUGAUGCCGGACACACCGAAGCUGUCACUGCCACCAGCUUCCUGCACACGGACAAGAAUGCCACCAGCCAGCACGUUGAUGCUGCCACGGAGGACGACGCCGCCAAUGCCGAAGAGCAAAGCUCGCCAAGCAUUGCCCGUGCUCGGCGGCGCAGCCAGACGGGAGAGGAAACUCGCUCGAGGGAGAAUAGUAUAUCUUCCCGGGCUCAGUUUGCCCCCAUGGCCCCCAUGGCAAUUGACACGCUGCCGCAAGAAGAGGCCCCCCCAGUUGAUCGCGACGUUGAGGAUCUCGCGCGCGAGGCAUGGAAAGAACACAUCAGUAGCCAAGCCGGAAGCCAUGUGAAUGCCCCUGGAGACUCUGCUCAGGCGGAGGAGCAGCCAGCAGCCAGCCCAGCUCCACGGCGAUCUACGAGAGCAAAGAAGGCGCCCGUGACGCUUGUGCAAGCCGCAGACGCAAAAGUAGAAACCCCUGCAAAGAAGAACCGCCGCGUACUUGAGGAGCUGCCGUCACCCUCCGCCAACUCCCCAAAGCCAAGGGCGAGAACUAAGCGUGCUACUAAGAGACAGCCGCGGACAUUGCAGUCCUUGGAGGAGGAUGGCGAGAACGGGGAAGAUGAUGAACCGUCGAGGAGGAGAGGCAAUGCCGGAGGCUACACGCAAGGGCGAUUCACAGACGCCGAGCUGGAGGCCAUCAGCCGGGCUGUCGAGGCUUUCCGUAACGAGUAUGGAAUGACACAAGUUGAAGUCAAUGAGAUUAUUCAAGCUCCCGGAGGCACGACCGCCGGUGAUGCCCAUGCGCGCCUCUGGUAUCGUCUCUUCGAGGUGUGCCCUGACCGUAAGAGGCAGAAGGUCAUCAACAUUGCUCGCAAGAAGUUCCACAACUUCGUUGCGCGAGGAACGUGGACGCCGGAACAGGACGCAGAGCUGGCUUCUCUCAUUGAGGUGCACAAGAGCGCCUGGUCCAAGAUUGCAGGCAUCAUCAACCGCCAUCCUGAGGAUGUGCGGGAUCGGUAUCGCAAUUACAUUGUGUGUGGCGCGAACCAGCGCAAGGAUGUAUGGAGCGAAGAGGAGGAAGCUCACCUGACCCAGAUUGUCAAGGACGCCAUGGUCGCUAUUGACGAUCUGCGGCUUGCUUCGCCCGAUAAGCCUCUGCUUAAGAAGCCCUACGAAGAGCUCAUCGACUGGCAGGACAUCAGCGAGCAGAUGGGAAGGACGCGGAGUCGACUGCAGUGCAUCACCAAGUGGAAAGCCAUGCAGAUGCGCCUUUCAGGAAAGAAGAAGGACAAGAAAUCCGGCUCCUCCUCCCAGGGCUCGGAAAAGAAGAAGCAACAGCCGUCGCAAGCUGAGCCGUCUGUUUCGAAUGAGGACCUCGCUUUCCAGCUGGAUGUGGCUCGUCAGCAGCUGGCAAGUAUGCGCGAGGAGGAACAAUAUCGCUUGGUCUUGGCUAUUCAAGGAGCCUCGGUCCUGUCAGAGGAUCAGAUACCCUGGACAAAGCUGCUCGAUAAGAAGUUCCGCCGCCAAUGGACUCGGGGCACUCAGGCUCUGCUCUGGGAUCGCCUGAAGCAGACCGUCACAGACUGGGAAUCCAUGACCGUCCUGGACAUUGCCCAGCAGCUCAUCAAUGAGUACAACCGAACCGGAGGCCUGCCUGAGGUCACCGGCAGUGGCUACGACGACGAUGACCGAGAAAGGGAAAUUCUCCGCCAACUCAAUGCCCGCCACAAGCCGGCAGCAGCACCCAAAAGCGAAGAGUUUGUCCAUGACUCUGGUGCAGAGGACGCCAAGGAGGACGAGCAACCGAACCAGAACGACAAGCUCGAUAUCACCAUUGAUCCGGCGUUGAUGGAAGCAGCGCCGCCUUCACCACCCAAGGCUACCCCCAAGCCGAAGAAGGCCGCACCGAGGAAGACACCAGCUAAGAAGAAGUCAAAGAAGCAGGAUCUUAGCCAGGAUCCCAUCGAAGACAGCGAGCCGACCCUGCCAGUCGCCACUGUCGAUCAAGGCGAGGAGUCCAACCUGGAAGAAGCGCAGGCUCGCAAAGCCAAGACGCCCAGCAAGUUCAAGUCAGUUAACACCAGCGGAAACGAGGAAAAUGGCGUGGAUGCUCCGCAGACGGAGCCUUACUCAGACAGCGUUAUGGACGACAUGGAGGAUCUGCCGGCACGGGUUUCGACUUGAUGCAGAUUAUCUUAUAUACCCUAGC
Messenger RNA from Trichoderma citrinoviride, 4571 nucleotides. RefSeq lists its product as hypothetical. The record is from RefSeq and is a predicted model, not a curated record. The transcript is spliced from 6 exons. NCBI's taxonomy places the organism in Eukaryota, Fungi, Ascomycota, Sordariomycetes, Hypocreales, Hypocreaceae. The coding region runs from base 20 to 4546 and encodes 1508 amino acids.